This is a messenger RNA of Aspergillus ibericus CBS 121593, 1520 nucleotides long. Its product is annotated as branched-chain amino acid aminotransferase. The record is from RefSeq and is a predicted model, not a curated record. Bases 246 to 1400 code for a protein of 384 amino acids. NCBI's taxonomy places the organism in Eukaryota, Fungi, Ascomycota, Eurotiomycetes, Eurotiales, Aspergillaceae. The transcript has 2 exons. Gene Ontology annotation, biological process: branched-chain amino acid metabolic process. Gene Ontology annotation, molecular function: branched-chain-amino-acid:2-oxoglutarate transaminase activity.
CAAGACCGUAACAUUAGACGAUUGGCCAAUGGCUAGACAUACGAAACUUUGGGCAUUCCAUAGGCCGUUCCCUGGCUGGUCUGCAUGUAGACCCGACCUUAAUUGCCUUUACCCCACUACUCCCUUACUUCACUUCUACUUCUACCACCUCUCAUCCUUCCUACUUUACUUGACUCUUCUUCUACCUCUACCCUUUACUUCUACUCAUCAACUCAUCACCGUUCAUGUCCACUGACAAACCCAACAUGACAACCCCCUUCCCCCCACCCCCGGUCACAUCCAUCGACUGGACCAACGUGGGCUUCAAAGUGCGCGAUGUAAACUUCCACAUCCAAAGCACCUACACCACCAGCACCAGCACCUGGACCCCCCCUCAACUCAUCAAAUCCCCCUACAUCCCACUCCACGGAAUGUCCCCCGCCCUCAACUAUGGGCAACAAGCCUACGAAGGCCUGAAAGCCUUCCGCCACGCCUCCGGCAAGAUCACCAUCUUCCGCCCGCACCGCAACGCCACCCGCCUCACCCACAGCACAAGCUACAUCUCCAUCCCCCCGAUCCCCGAACCAUUAUUUCUCGAAAGCGUAAACCUCGCCGUCGCCACCAACGCCGAAUACGUACCCCCCCACAACACCAAAGCAUCAUUAUACAUCCGGCCUCUUGUCUUCGGGUCCAGUCCGCAGCUGAGUCUUACGGCGCCGGAGGAAUAUACCUUCGCGGUGUUUGUCACCCCGACGGGGGUAUAUCAUGGUGUUCAUGCCGUGGAUGCUUUGAUUCUGGAGGAAUAUGACCGGACUGCGCCAGCGGGGACAGGGAGUGCCAAAGUGGGCGGGAAUUACGCGCCGGUGUUACGACACAGCGCGACGGCGUAUCGGGAGGGGUUUGGGAUUACGUUACAUUUGGAUAGUAAGACGCGGACGAUGGUGGAUGAGUUUUCGACGAGUGCGUUUAUUGGUGUGAAGAGGGAUCCGGAGGGGGGUGUGAUCCUCGUGCAGCCGGAUAGUCCGAAUGUUAUUGAUUCAGUGACUGCGGCGUCGGUGUUGGAGAUUGGGGAGAAGAUGUUGGGAUAUAAGGUGGAGAAGAGGACUGUGCGGUAUGAGGAGAUUGGCGAGUUUAGGGAGGUCAUUGCGGCGGGGACGGCCGCGGCGUUGGUCCCCGUGAGGAGUAUUACCAUGCGGUCGAGGGGGCAUCGGUGGGAGUUUGAGUGUGGAGGGGCCGAGGGGGGAGGGGGCGAAGUGUGUGUCAAGUUGUUGAAGAUGUUGUCUGGGAUUCAGACGGGUGAGGUGGAGGAUGUGUUUGGGUGGAAUUGGGUGGUGACGAGGCCGGAAUUGGACGGAGAGGGAGAACAGGAGAAGGAGAAGGAUCGGGAGGAUAAGGAGUUGAACGGGGUCAAUGUGCCUUAGUUUAGUUUCUUAUGUUCUGUCGUAAAGUCUGUGGUAGACUACGGAAGAUAAUCAUUUUAGGUAGGCGGGAAUGAAACUGGAGGAAACUUCCAAUGGUAUAAGCACAUGCCGAAAUGCACU